Molecule: messenger RNA, 1095 nt
Organism: Microthlaspi erraticum
Lineage: Eukaryota; Viridiplantae; Streptophyta; Magnoliopsida; Brassicales; Brassicaceae
Source: the annotation of a GenBank genome assembly
AUGUCGAUCAAAAACUUGAUUGAAUUCGACUCUUAUAGCGAGCGCAAAGCUUUUGACGAGACGAAAGCAGGUGUGAAAGGUCUCGUCGACGCUCAAAUCACUGAGAUUCCUCGUAUCUCCCGUCUUCCUCAAGGUACCUUAGCCGACAAGAAAACCUCUGUUUCUGCCUCGGAUUUUGCAAUCCCUAUAAUCGACUUUGCAGGCGUCCACGUGGACGCAGCGUCGCGUGAAGUCGUUGUAGAGAAGAUCAAAGACGCGGCAGGGAAUUGGGGAUUCUUCCAGGUGAUUAACCAUGGUGUUCCUUUGAGCGCUCUUGAAGAGAUUAAAGAUGGAGUAGUUAGGUUUCAUGAGCAAGAUCUUGAGGUGAAGAAAUCUUACUUCACUCGUGACGCAGCCAAGAAAUUUGUGUACAAUAGCAAUUUCGAUCUGUAUAGCUCUUCUUCAUGUGUUAACUGGAGAGACAGUUUUGCUUGUUAUAUGGCUCCUGAUCCUCCAAAGCCUGAGGAACUCCCAAUGGCUUGCAGGGAUGCUAUGAUCGAGUAUUCGAAGCAUAUGAUAAGCUUAGGGUAUUUUCUCUUUGAACUUCUCUCAGAAGCUCUCGGUUUAAACUCAGAGAUGCUUAAGAGCCUGGAUUGCAUGAAGGGUUUGCUUAUACUCGGCCAUUACUACCCUCCAUGUCCUCAACCUGACCUAACUUUGGGUACAAGCAAUCAUUCCGACAACUCCAUCACCAUUCUUCUUCAGGACCAAAUAGGUGGUCUUCAAGUUCUUCAUGAGGACUGUUGGGUCGAUGUCUCUCCUCUUCCGGGGGAUCUCCUCAUCAACAUUGGAGAUUUCUUGCAGCUUAUGACGAAUGACAAGUUCAUAAGCGUGGAGCAUAGGGUACUUGCGAACAGAGCAGGACCGAGGAUUUCAGUAGCGAGCUUUUUCAGCACGAGUAUGCUUCCCAACUCAACUGUUUACGGACCAAUCAAAGAGCUUAUCUCUGAAGAAAACCCUCCAAAAUACAGAAAUAUCAAUUUAGAAGAAUACACAAAGGGAUACUUUGUGAAAGGCCUCGAUGGAACAUCGUAUCUUUCGAGUUUCAAGAUAUGA